AUGACUCGUGUUAAAUGCUCAAAAUUACGUGGCAAAAAGCCCGAUGAACUUCAAAAACAAUUAGAAGAAUUACGUCAAGAAUUAAAUACACUUCGUGUUGGUAAAGUUACUGGUAGUGGUGGUGCACAAAAAUUAGGCAAAAUUCGUAAUGUACGAAAAUCAAUAGCACGUGUUCUUAUUGUUACGCAUCAAACAACAAAAGAUAAUUUACGUGCAUUAUAUCAUGGCAAAAAAUAUAAGCCAAAAGAUUUACGAAAACGUAAAACACGAGCUAUUCGACGUUUAUUAACACCAAAGGAAAAAUCAGUUCAAUUGGUAAAAGUUCAACGACAACAAUGGGCUUUUCCACAACGUACAUAUGCUGUUAAAGCUUAA
Molecule: messenger RNA, 375 nt
Organism: Rotaria sp. Silwood2
Lineage: Eukaryota; Metazoa; Rotifera; Eurotatoria; Philodinida; Philodinidae
Source: the annotation of a GenBank genome assembly